ACGAAAUCGUCAACUUUUCACAUUUUCUGCAGAUACUGCUGCAUCAAAUCCUUUCGUACAGCAGAAAUGGUUUCCGUAGAAGACUUAUAUAAGCACUGUGAUAAUCUUGAUAAAGCAAAGGACAAAAUAACUGAACAUGAGGACCAAUACCUGGCUAUUUUAAAGGCUGUCAAUGGAGGGAGCAGUGAGAAGAAGCUGGCUUCACAGCUGAUUGCAAGAUUCUUCAAAAGUUUCCCAAAUGUAGCUGAACAAGCUAUCAAUGCCUUGCUGGACCUUUGCGAGGACGACGAUGUAGAAAUUCGUAAGCAUGCCAUCCGAGCCCUUCCUUCCUUGUGCAAAGACAACAAGGACUACGUUUCCCGAAUCGCUGAUGUCUUGACCCAGCUGUUCCAGACAGACGAUCCACAGGAAAUGCAUCUGGUUCAGACGUCAUUACUGAGUGUGUUCAAAUUGGAUCUCAAAGAUGCUCUCAGUGGGCUCUUUUCUCAGAUUAUGACCGGUGAAGAUGUCAUACGUGAUGGUGCCAUAAAAUUCUUGCACAAGAAGAUUUUAACAUUGCCAGAGGAUCUAUUCUCAAAAGACAUUGAGGACUUGAUCUUAUCUGAGAGCAAAAAGGUUUUACAAGACGUUACCGGUGAUGAAUUUGUGGUGUUCAUGAAAGUACUCUCCAACUUGAAGAUCUGUGGCACGGUACAAGGCCGACAACAAUUAGUAGACAUUAUAGCAGAUCAGCUGGACUUGGACCAGACAUUCUCACCACAGGAUACAGAUAGUGUUGACAGACUCAUUCAGUGCGGUAAACAGGCACUACCAUUAUUUUCGAAAAAUGUCCACUCCCGAAAAUUUGUUGAGUAUAUCAUUGACCAAGUUUUGCCACUCCUACAUGGAAUAGUCAGUGAAAAUGAAAAUGAAGACACACAACUGGAGAUCCUCAAGUUAUUUGCCGACAUGUCGACAUUUAUUGGUGAAAUGGAUAACCUUCCUGACAGACUUGAUAAAGUUUACACCAGGCUGCUGGAAUACAUGCCGUUACCGCCAGCCGAUGAGAAUGGUGAAUCAGACACGAGUGACCAACCUAAACUUCAAUUCUCGUACGUCGAAUGCCUCAUGUAUGCCUUCCAUCAAAUUGGUCGAAGACACCAAGAAUUCCUCAUACACGAAGACAAUGCUGAGCGAUUAAAAGAUUUCAGAUUACGGUUACAAUACUUUGCCCGAGGUUCAACAGCUUACUGUAAACAGUUGAAGACGGCGUUAGAAGGCAAAACCGGUGAAGCACUCAAAACCGACGAGAACAAAAUCAAAGUAGCUGCUCUAAAGAUCACAACUAAUAUCAAUGCACUUAUUAGAGACUUGUUCCACAACCCACCAUCUUAUAAAUCCAUCCUAACAUUGUCUUGGAAACCACUAGUGCGGCCGAGUACUGUAGCGGCACCAAUCGCUCAAAAACGAACAUCAUCAACCGAGAGUGGUGCUGGUGGGAAGAGAUCAUUCAGAGAAGAACGUGCCAUUUAUGCUCCACCAAGUGGAAAGUUCAGUGACAAGGCAGGUAGUUUCCCAGCCGGUGCCGGUGGGCGAGGACGUGGUGGAUUCCGUGGUCGAGGACGGGGACGAGGAUUCAAUCGGGGCGUGAGGUUCUAAACGUUUGGAGACAAGACUACCAUUGCUGCGAUAACGGGUCUUAACCGAAAACAGAUUACCAGUGGUACAGCUAGUUCAAAGAACUGAACAACUGAAGUACCCAUGGUGUCUGACAGUAGAGACUCAAAUCAGGCGGAGAAUUUUAUUGGAAAACGAAACGGAACUUUUAAGGACAAGUUACUUUGUCCACGAAUGGUAUUGGAAAUCCUGAUCCAGUUUCGACUCUUUGAUAUUCCCUGAUUUUGAGAACGCUUGCCCUCAGUACCAGAUUGUCCGGUACGAAAUAGGGCAAAUGAGCUAGCAGAUCCAGUUGGACUCAGAAACAUUUCUAACUUCAACCCGCUUGUCUGUUACGAUUGGUGUGAUGUGGGCAGUUUCAUGUAAAUACACAUCAUAAGAGUCAUUACUGUAAAUAUGAACUUUAGUUACGUAUCGUCUAGUGGCAGACGUUUACAGAAACAUUUGCAUAUUUCAGCUUUACCAUAGCAGUUAUAGUUGUACUGACUGGAUGAUGUGGGACCGUGUUUUAAUUUAAUUUUCUUCAGUUUCAACUCAUUUGGGAAUGCUUGUUAGUUAUGAAUGUCUUUGUAUUGUCGGUUGAUGAACAUGUACAUGUAUGCAUAAGGCCCUUGAAGUAAUACCAGUAACUAUAAAAGUCAACAGAUCUAUUAUUGGUAGGAAAUACGAAUGUGAAGUUUCAUCUGUUUUCUGAGCUAUGUUGACAUCAGGCAUGAUGCUAUUAACGUUGGUUGCUAGGUCCUAUUGCAGCCAACGUUAUGUCUGAUUCUAGCCUAACUUGAUGUUUUUAUUGAUAGUGUUAUGUAACAACUAUUGCCAGCUAUAAAAUAAUGUGUAUCAAUAUUUAUUUGAGUUUCUGCGCAUUAUGUUGCACCAUGGCGUCAGUUUUUUUAAAUGCUUAAAUGUUUCUUCUUGAACAAAGUUUUAUGUUGACCUCAGAUUUGGGUCUUGGCAUUUGAUAUAUGAAAAUAAAAAUACAUGUACAAGGUACAUUUCAAAACAGAA
This is a messenger RNA of Lineus longissimus, 2661 nucleotides long. RefSeq names its product apoptosis inhibitor 5-like. The coding region runs from base 67 to 1638 and encodes 523 amino acids. Gene Ontology annotation, cellular component: nucleus. Gene Ontology annotation, biological process: negative regulation of apoptotic process. NCBI's taxonomy places the organism in Eukaryota, Metazoa, Nemertea, Pilidiophora, Heteronemertea, Lineidae. The transcript has 10 exons. The record is from RefSeq and is a predicted model, not a curated record. Gene Ontology annotation, molecular function: RNA binding.